AGCUCCGCCGCAUUCGAAGCCGUAAACUUCAACCCAAUAGCUUCAACAAUGGCGUCUCUUCUCCUACCUUCAUCUCGACUUCUUCUUCAGAGCCGAAGCCAAUACAAUGACCAACCCCAGCUUCUUCCUCGCUCCGUCCCCCAAACACCAUUUUUCGUUUCUUCACCCUCUCUCCGUCCGUUGAGACCGAGUCGUCUCUCUGUUUCCGCCGCAGCGUCGAAGAAACCAUCGGAGUUGUUCACGGAGGCGGCGUCAGACAGCAAAAAGCAGCCGGCGAAGAAGAAUUUGAGCGAAGAGGAGGAAGUAGAAGAGGAAGUAGAGGAGGAUAUGUUGUGGAUUCAAGAGAAGGCGUUAGACUUAGUCGAGUUCACUGGAUCGGUGACUCAGGCGAUUCCAGGACCCCGAGUUGGAAGUAGCAAAUUGCCGUGGAUGCUCGCCGUGCCGUUGGCCUACGCCGGCGCAACUUUCGUCACUGCCUUCGUCAAAACCGUUAAGAAGUUCUCUUCUCCAAAAGCCCAACGCAAGAAACUGGUGAAUCAAAACGCAAUGCUUUGCAGAUCUAUAGAUGAGCUGUUACAGAAAGAAGGAACACUUCAUAGCUCUGAGCUUAAGGCACUUGAAGAAAAGACUGAGUUUAACAUGGAGGAGAUAUUGCGGAAAUACAUUCGUUAUGCCUUGAAUGAGAAACCGUUCAAUCCCGACCUUGUUGCAAAUCUCAUUCACCUCCGGAGAGCUUCUGGUUUGAAUGAUUCUCAGAUUCCUGAGAUUUUAAAUGAAAUCUCUCGUCGUAUUGUCAAAGAAAAAGGUCCUGUUGUGAUCAAUAUGCAAGGGUUUACAGAAAAGGGAUUCAAGAGAAAACUCGCCGUGCAGGCGCUAUUUGGAAAAAUCUACUAUCUUUCCGAGCUUCCUGACUUCUGCUUAAAAGACAACUCCUUGAUUGUCAAGGAAAUAUUCGGAGUUACAGACGAAGACGCAGAGAAGCUGCGGGUACACGCGCUUUCUGAAGCUGGAGACCUAGACUCACUUGAGAAAAUGGUGGAAUUUGAGAAAGCAGCUGAUUCUUCUUCGGAUAAAGAAGAUUCAAAUGAAGAAGACGACUCUAAUACUACUCGUUAA
Molecule: messenger RNA, 1116 nt
Organism: Thlaspi arvense
Lineage: Eukaryota; Viridiplantae; Streptophyta; Magnoliopsida; Brassicales; Brassicaceae
Source: the annotation of a GenBank genome assembly